Molecule: messenger RNA, 396 nt
Organism: Fonsecaea nubica
Lineage: Eukaryota; Fungi; Ascomycota; Eurotiomycetes; Chaetothyriales; Herpotrichiellaceae
Exons: 1
Coding region: 1-396 (131 amino acids)
Biological process (GO): protein phosphorylation
Molecular function (GO): protein kinase activity; ATP binding
Source: RefSeq, a predicted model, not a curated record
AUGGCCUAUAUCCAUUCCUGCCGUGUCAUUAUCGGAGAUUUCCGACUCGACAACGUUGUAUACGAUGAUCAAAUGAGGAUCAAGCUCCUCGAUUUUUCCGAGUGUACUCUGAUGCCGCUCGAAUGGGACUUUGUCGGGAGCGAUGACGCCGGUUUCUCCAUUCUGACAGACAUUGCACACUUCGGUGCGGUCAUGUUUCAGAUCAUCUCCGGCAAAGAUUGCGCCUUUGAUAUCUAUCAGGAAUGGACGCAGGUCGGGGAUCCGACUGUCUGGCCCUCACGGGAAACCCUUCCACGAACUGGCGGCAUAUGGCUCGGUGACAUUAUCGACAAGUGCUGGUCCAAGGGAUUCAUGUCAGCUAGUGAACUUGCACAGGCGCUUGGGAAGGAAACAUAG